AUGGUGAACAGGAUCUUUUUCUGUUGUAUUCUCUUUGCUCAUGUAGUGGAUUCCACAAUUCAGAAUCACAAACCAUUCUGGCUAUCAGCGGAUAUAGAUAGUAUAGAAUGGCAAGAAGGAUGUUUAACAACCGUUUUGUGUUCACACCCUAGAUUUCAACUUCUCAAAGACCUGCUCCCAAUAUCUGAACGUGUCUCUAUUAGUUGGCCAGUCACUGAACAAUUUCUGGAGCACACAGUGGCUCCAUUCAUAUCGUAUUGGCCUACAGGAAGAAUAGAAGACGUUUCUUUAUCAGCUCAAGUCAUCGGAGUCGACACUACCUAUGGAUUCCCAAGAACAUGUGAUCAGACACCAGCAGUCAGAAUCUUUCCAGUUGACCUCUACGAACUGAAUCCAGAAAAUGCAGAAAACAAAACUAUCCAUUUGAAGGCAAAGUGUUUUGAAACCACAAUUACAGUUACGAAACACAUUGAGAGGUGCCCAUGGUGCCCGGAUCCACGAGAGGUUUUGAUUUCAAAUGAGAUCCCUCAACAGAUAAAUCUGCAACAAUCAGCACUAGAAUCUGGAAUUCAUUCGUUUGUUGGAAUGUUCUAUAAGUCUUCCACUUCUGAAUCUCUUCAAGUUGGAAUUUGUCUUCUGGCCGCUCUCGCCUUCUUCGCAUGUCUGGCAUUCUCUAUAAUGCUUGUAGUUUAUCUGAAAUCUACAAAGCCAUCAAGAAGAAAUGUGAGUGUGAAUGUUCAGCCACGUCUCAUCCCAUGUAACAGACGUUGCGACGAUUAUGACACAAGAUACGACAUGCCUUGGGAUCAACAGCGUCCACUCACGUAUUGGAUGUCAAAAUCUACAGUAACCUCUCCAACAUCAAUGAGAUCUGACGCAUAUCAAACUUAUCGAAUUCCACCACCACCAAACUUUUCUCCGCCAGUUUGA
Molecule: messenger RNA, 930 nt
Organism: Caenorhabditis briggsae
Lineage: Eukaryota; Metazoa; Nematoda; Chromadorea; Rhabditida; Rhabditidae
Exons: 5
Coding region: 1-930 (309 amino acids)
Source: RefSeq, a predicted model, not a curated record